Plectropomus leopardus (leopard coralgrouper) is the source of this 7880-nucleotide messenger RNA. The record is from RefSeq and is a predicted model, not a curated record. NCBI's taxonomy places the organism in Eukaryota, Metazoa, Chordata, Actinopteri, Perciformes, Serranidae.
CGCAGGCUACAGACUCACAGUGGGAGCAGCCCUGAACGGAGGGAGCGCUCGUUUGUUUUUGGGUUUUGACAAUCUGGAAGAAUCACUGUCUCACAUUUUGUCACGUUUCAUAACAGUGUGUGUGACGCCGCAGCAUGAGUCCGGGCCCUGCCGAGCCUUGUGGACUCUGAGGCCCCGCACGGACAUCCCCCUCACACCGGCAGAAGAGGACCCUCAGUGACCGCGUCUCCUCCGGCAGCAGCUGCAGCAGCCCGAGUCACAAUGUCAAGCAGCCCCGAAGGAAGCCUCUCCAGGGGCGGCGGCUCCGACCGAGACUUGAAAAUGGCCUCUUCGAGCAACACAUCCCCCGAGGGUGGACCUCCACCACCGCUGCACCAGAACCGUAUACGGCAGUCUGACAGUAACACCAGUUUCCUGCGGGCUGCUAGAGCUGGAAACAUAGACAAAGUCCUCGAUUUCCUGAAAAAUGGAGUAGACAUCAGCACUUGUAACCAGAAUGGUCUUAACGCACUACACCUGGCAGCAAAGGAGGGACACAAGGACUUAGUGGAGGAACUAUUGGAGAGGGGAGCACCUGUUGACUCUUCCACCAAGAAAGGAAACACUGCCCUCCAUAUUGCCUCACUGGCUGGACAAAAAGAAGUCGUCAGACUACUGGUAAAGAGAGGAGCAGAUGUCAACUCUCAGUCACAGAAUGGCUUCACUCCGCUCUACAUGGCAGCCCAGGAGAAUCACCUGGAGGUGGUGCGGUACAUAUUAGAAAAUGAUGGAAACCAAAGCAUUGCAACAGAGGAUGGCUUCACUCCGCUCGCCAUCGCUCUCCAGCAGGGCCACAACUCAGUGGUCUCCCUGCUGCUAGAGCAUGACACCAAGGGUAAGGUCCGCCUCCCGGCCCUGCACAUCGCCGCCCGCAAAGACGACACAAAGUCCGCCGCACUGCUGCUGCAGAACGAUCACAACGCCGACGUCCAGUCUAAGAAUGGGAUAACGCCUCUACAUGUGGCCUCCAAGAGAGGCAACACCAACAUGGUGGCCCUGCUGUUGGACCGAGGAGCUCAGAUAGAUGCUAAAACUAGGGACGGGCUGACCCCCCUACAUUGUGCAGCCAGGAGUGGACAUGACCCAGCUGUGGAAAUUCUGCUGGAGAGAGGAGCUCCCAUCUUAGCCAGAACCAAGAACGGACUGUCCCCGCUGCACAUGUCAGCCCAGGGAGACCACAUAGAGUGCGUUAAACUCCUGCUGCAGCACAAGGCGCCUGUUGACGAUGUCACACUGGACUACCUCACAGCCCUGCACGUCGCAGCUCAUUGUGGUCAUUACAGAGUAACCAAGCUUCUGCUAGACAAGAAGGCCAAUCCCAAUGCUCGAGCACUGAACGGUUUCACUCCUCUCCACAUCGCUUGUAAGAAGAACAGGGUGAAGGUGAUGGAACUGCUGGUCAAAUACGGAGCCUCUAUUCAGGCCAUUACUGAGUCUGGUCUGACUCCCAUCCAUGUAGCUGCCUUCAUGGGCCACCUCAACAUUGUUUUACUUCUGCUACAGAACGGAGCAUCUCCUGAUGUCCGAAACAUUCGUGGUGAGACAGCUCUCCACAUGGCAGCACGAGCAGGUCAGAUGGAAGUGGUUCGCUGCUUGCUGAGGAACGGAGCGUUGGUGGAUGCCAUAGCCAGGGAGGACCAGACUCCCCUCCACAUAUCGUCCCGUUUGGGGAAAACCGACAUAGUCCAAUUACUGCUGCAGCACAUGGCUCAUCCAGACGCGGCCACCACCAACGGCUACACUCCCCUCCACAUUUCAGCCAGGGAGGGCCAGGUAGAGACUGCUGCCGUGCUGCUGGAGGCCGGAGCCUCACACUCACUGGCCACGAAGAAAGGAUUCACUCCAUUACAUGUAGCAGCUAAAUAUGGAAGCCUUGAUGUAGCAAAACUCCUCCUUCAACGCAAAGCUUUCCCUGAUGAUGCCGGAAAGAAUGGCCUGACUCCGCUCCAUGUGGCAGCUCAUUAUGACAACCGAGAGGUGGCUCUGCUGCUGCUGGAUAAAGGGGCAUCGCCUCAUGCUACUGCAAAGAAUGGCUACACUCCUCUCCACAUCGCAGCCAAAAAGAACCAGACGAACAUCGCAUUAGCGCUGCUGCAGUACGGAGCAGAGACCAACGUCCUGACCAAGCAGGGAGUCAGUCCUCUACACCUGGCAGCCCAGGAGGGACACGCUGAGAUGGCCAGCCUGCUGCUGGGAAAAGGAGCUCACGUCAACACAGCCACCAAGACUGGACUCACGCCUCUGCAUCUCGCAGCCCAAGAGGACAGGGUCAGUGCAGCAGAAGUGCUGACCAAACAUGAUGCCAAUUUGGAUCAGCAAACUAAGCUUGGAUAUACCCCUCUGAUAGUAGCCUGUCACUAUGGAAAUGCCAAGAUGGUGAACUUCCUGUUACAGCAAGGUGCCAGCGUUAACGCCAAAACCAAGAAUGGAUACACACCACUUCACCAAGCAGCACAACAAGGGAACACACACAUUAUCAAUGUGUUGCUACAACAUGGUGCCAAGCCCAAUUCCACUACAGUGAACGGAAACACUGCACUCUCCAUUGCCAGACGUCUGGGUUACAUCUCUGUAGUGGACACACUUAAAGUUGUCACUGAGGAGGUCAUCACCACCACAACGACGGUCACAGAGAAACACAAGCUCAAUGUUCCUGAGACCAUGACGGAGAUCCUCGAUGUGUCUGAUGAAGAAGCUCUGAGACUGGAAGACGAGCCGUUAUCUGAGAUGUCUGUGGAGCUAGAAGGUGAGGACACUAUGACGGGUGACGGAGGAGAGUAUUUACGAGCGGAAGAUCUCAGAGAGCUGGGAGACGACUCUCUGCCAGGACAUUACCUGGACGGCUUCAGCUACAUGAGCCACAACCUAGACAGGCCGGAGCGCACUCCCAUUCACCAAAGUUUCCAUCAGAGAGACGGAGUUCUAAUAGAAGACAUGCUUACAAGCCACCAGGUGUCGGCAUUGUCUAGAGAACAUGAUAAGGAAUCCUUCCGUCUCAGCUGGGGUGCUGAGCACCUCGAUAACGUGGUGCUGUCCUCCAGUCUGCUUCAUUCUGGCCGUUCCUCUCCGUGCCUAGACCAUGACAACAGCAGCUUCCUGGUCAGCUUCAUGGUAGAUGCCAGGGGUGGGGCCAUGCGUGGUUGCCGUCACAAUGGCUUACGAAUCAUCGUGCCACCAAGAAAGUGCUCUGCACCCACAAGGGUGACAUGUAGGCUUGUGAAGAGACAUCGCCUGGCCUCUAUGCCCCCUAUGGUGGAGGGUGAGGGGCUAGCUGGUCGCAUCAUUGAAGUAGGACCCACUGGAGCUCAGUUUCUGGGUAAGCUCCACCUUCCCACAGCUCCGCCCCCUCUAAAUGAGGGUGAGAGCCUGGUCAGUCGCAUCCUGCAGCUGGGUCCUCCAGGAACCAAGUUCCUCGGACCUGUGAUUGUAGAGAUUCCCCAUUUUGCAGCCCUGCGGGGAACAGAGAGAGAGCUAGUGAUCUUGAGGAGUGAGACGGGGGAAAGCUGGAGGGAACAUCACUGUGACUUCACUGAAGAAGAACUGAACCAGAUACUCAACGGCAUGGAUGAAAAACUCGAUUCCCCCGAGGAGCUAGAAAAGAAAAGAAUAUGCCGCAUCAUCACCCGAGACUUCCCACAGUAUUUUGCUGUGGUGUCACGGAUAAAGCAGGACAGUCAUUUGAUUGGACCAGAGGGUGGGGUCCUCAGUAGCACUCUUGUGCCCCAGGUCCAGGCUGUCUUCCCUGAAGGAGCCCUCACCAAGAAGAUCAGAGUUGGGCUACAGGCUCAGCCCAUUGAUGUCGAGUUGGUGAGAAAGAUUCUUGGUAACAAAGCCACAUUCAGCGCAAUUGUCACAUUGGAGCCAAGAAGGAGGAAGUUCCACAAGCCAAUCACCAUGACGAUCCCUAUACCCAAGAGCUCCAAUAGUGACGCAUCAAGCGGAGUGUACAGUGGAGAGACCCCCACCUUGCGUUUACUUUGCAGCAUUACGGGUGGAACCACUCCUGCCCAAUGGGAGGAUAUCACCGGAUCCACACCACUCACAUUUGUUAACCAGUGUGUGUCUUUUACUACAAACGUGUCAGCGAGGUUCUGGCUGAUAGACUGCAGACAGAUCCAGGAGUCUGUUAGUUUUGGCUCUCAGCUAUACAGAGAGAUCAUCUGUGUCCCAUACAUGGCCAAAUUUGUCAUUUUUGCAAAGACGUUGGACCCCAUUGAGGCCCGCCUGCGCUGUUUCUGCAUGACAGAUGACAAGAUGGACAAGACCCUAGAGCAGCAAGAGAACUUCACUGAAGUUGCCCGUAGCCGAGAUGUUGAGGUGUUGGAGGGAAAACCCAUAUUUGCUGACUGCUUUGGAAAUCUGGUGCCUCUUACCAAGAGUGGACAGCACCAUGUGUUCAGCUUCUAUGCCUUCAAAGAGAACAGACUGGCCCUCUUCAUCAAAAUUCGAGACACAGCACAGGAGCCGUGUGGUCGCUUGUCCUUCACCAAGGAACCGCGCACAUAUCGUACUCUUAACCACAAUGCUAUCUGCAACCUUAACAUCACUCUCCCAACAUACACAAAGGAGUCUGAUUCAGACCAAGAUGCAGAUGAUGAGAGUGAGAGGAGUGACAAGAAAUUGGAUUGGCAGGAUGAUGCUGACAGGAAAGAGGAGACAUUAGCUAUCGUUGCAGAUCUUCUUGGAUUCAGCUGGACUGAACUGGCAAGAGAACUGGAAUUCAGUGAAGAUGAUAUCCAAUUAGUGAGAACAGAGAAUCCAAAUUCCCUCCAAGAGCAGAGCCAUGCCUUGCUGCAGCGCUGGGUCGAGCGAGAAGGCAAACAUGCCACAGAGGACUGUCUGAUUAAGAGACUAACCAAGAUCAACCGCAUGGACAUCGUCCAUCUUAUUGAAACCCAGAUGAACAAAUCAGUUCAAGAGCAAACAUCUAGGACUUAUGCAGAAAUAGAGAAGACAUUGGAUCACAGUGAAGUGUCAGUAGCCCUAUCUUCAGUACAAGAGGAUGCAGACAGCCCCAGAGUUGUGAGAAGGGUGGAGUCAGACCGCAGACCUCCCCCAGCUGUUUCUGAAGAGGAUCUCUCAGUUGCUUCUCUCCUGGAUAUUCCUUCCUGGGCAGAGCCUGUUGGACACACCCACUCAGAGAGCAUGCAUGGUGACCUGCUGGAGGAGCUCGAGAUCCCACAUGAACUGAACCCUAACCUAUGGACCUCUGAGGAUGUAAUUACACAAGGACCUACAAGUUAUGACAACUCAGAUGAGCAAGCUGAUGAAAUGCCUGACCUCCCCACUCAGUCAGUGAUGGAAGAGAAGUACAAGGAUGAAAAUGGACAUAUUGUUGUCAAAAAGGUUACGCGUAAAAUUAUUCGCAAAUGUGUUUCCGCGGAUGGUGUGGAGCAUGAAGAGGUAUCAUCAGAAGGUGCUGCCCACGAGUCCAUCAGUAAAGCAGAGGGAGAUGGAUACUCGAAGGUGGUGAAGCGAACUGUAGUGAAGAGUGAAGGAGACCAUACAGAGGUAACAUUUACUGAGUGUGAGGGUUUCUCUGCAUCAAGUCAGGAAACACCUGAAGGUCGAAAGGUGAGUCGCAUAGAAAGGACAAUGGUGGUGGAGGGCGAAAGGACAAUGUCACACAAGGGUGAUCCGUCUCUGGCCUCUGACCUUCCCUCAGCCCAAGACGAUUUCAAACAGGCUCUUGGUUAUUUAAGUGGUUUUAGUAAAACAGAGCUCCCUCAUAUUUUGGAGAGAGAGACUGUGAAAGAAGAUGGAACUGUGGUCAGGAGGGCCCACAUGCGUAAAGGUCGCACCCGCAGACGAACCGUGGUGAAGGGAGCUGGGCAGCGCAAACAGGUCCUUCUAGAGCAAGUGGACAACCCCAGAAAAGGGUCCAAACCACACGACCUCCAGCAGCAUCUCCACCAGCUCUUUCACCGCUACUACGAAGAAGAAACAGAGGACAACAAUGAGGAUGACGAAGAGGAGGAAGUGUAGAAGAAUGUGUAACACUCUCCCCCGCUCCCUGGCUCUGCCCACGCUAAAGUCAGUCCCUUAAAUCCUAUGCAUUAGCCACAUGCAAUCCCAGUGUGCACCACGGCACCUCAGAUCUACCACUGUCUUCCCAUUUAAGUCCUGGAAGAUGACCUUUUUUGUUCACACCUUGUUUUAUUCUUCCCUGGCUGGUACUCAUGAUUUUCUUUUCAUGGUCUGAUGUUUUGCCUUUUUUUGUGACCAAAGAAAGCCUUCUUUUUUUCCCUAAUUCAUUGUACUUUCCAUGUCAGUAUUGAUAUUUUUGUCUUGAUGCUGUGGUAGAGCAACCAAAUAAAAAAAAAAACAAAAAAAAACCCAGAGGAAUAUUACUCACAUCAACUAACUCGCAAACCUCCUUAAGGUAAAAGAACACUUUACCUGCAAAACACUGGUACAACUCUCUGAGUACGUUCUCAGACUGAAAGACAAUAUCUCUGUCACACUGCACUGCCUCUCACAACAAAGAGUUUCUCAGAUAUUCCUUACUUCAAAAACUGUUUCACUCACUGUACUCCGCUCUUUGGAUUCAGGUGGUCAAGAUGUCACGAACCCGACUGUAUCGACACUGAAUUUAACCGCUGCUGCUGCUGCUGCUGUGUUUUGUGUAGGCUAUGUGUAAUCUUGUCUUUGGGAAUUAUAUAUUAUCUAUAAUCUAGACAUUACUGACAUCGGUAGCCUAGGAAUUAAUAAUCACUCAUGUGAAGUAGAGCAGGCAUGACUAAUCAACAUCUGUCAUUAUGAUCCUAGCUUUGACUGCUUUGUAGUUCUAUGGAUUGCCCUCCUGCCUCUUUUUCCCUUCUGUGUGUGUGUUUCUGUGUCAUUGUGUUUAAUUUUAUUCAGUUUGGGGGGGCUUUUUCUCUUAAAUCGAUCUUGAUUUGUGCUGUAUGAAUGGUGACUGUGUGAGGGAGAUUGUACUGUAGGUGCUGCAUGUUCGAGUGUAAGCUAAAUACUGCGUUGUUGUACGGAGGGGGAAUUGUCGAGUUAUUAUAAGCUGAUUUUAAACAUUUUUUUGAAGACAUCUUAGUUUAUUUUUGAUUUUCAGUUUACUAGUUAGUAUAGAUAACUUAUUUAAUAAUUGUUUGCCACAGGUGAUUAAGGUAAUCACAGCUGUUUUAGUCACUUGUCUGAUAUGACAUUUAUGGUAAGAUGAUCAAGUGUUUCCGCUUUAUUUAAAGUUAGACUUAAUCAGGGUUUAGGGUUAGGGUUUAUCUUUUUAAAUGAGUGUUGGACCAGUUUUUGUUUGUGAGCGAACGAGUCUGUGAGUGUAGUAACAGAGUGUGUGCUGGUUUCUGUCUGCAAAGAAAAGAAACAUUUAUUUUACAUAAGCACUCCUGAAUGUCAGGAGGGAGCACCUCCAUGCUUUUCCUGCACAGGCUAUGAGGUAGAGUAUAUCUUAGCCACAGAGAUAGUUUUUAUUUUGGCGAGGAAGGGGGGAAAUGAUAAAUACAAGGUAAUGACACACUACGCACACGCGCAAUGAGGCAGGUUGAGAGCUUAAAUGUACCAUUACUCACAGCUCUGAGCAUCGCUAUUGUAUGUAUCUACAACAUGUAAUGUAUUUAUUUCACUAUCACUGUUUACUUUGUGAUUUAGAAAAAAAAUGUAAAAUGCAAACUAGUGGAAGUUCACUGUGACAGGUAUGCUUUUAAUUUUGAAGAAUCAGCAUCCCUUUUUUCUGUGAUGAUGACAGUUAUAUACAUAUAUGAUGCAUAUAUAAAUAUCUAUAAGGGCAUGUAUUACUGUAUCAAAAUUCAAAAAGACAAAAACAAAAUGGCUGCAGUGUGUCUAUGGCUGAUAGAGAAUAAAAGUCUACAAAUGUA